Molecule: messenger RNA, 929 nt
Organism: Anoplophora glabripennis (Asian longhorned beetle)
Lineage: Eukaryota; Metazoa; Arthropoda; Insecta; Coleoptera; Cerambycidae
Exons: 3
Coding region: 1-900 (299 amino acids)
Source: RefSeq, a predicted model, not a curated record
AUGCAUUCGCUGAAACUGGUUCUUUACAUAUUUCUAUUCGCUAGUUCUGUUAGGUUAAUAUCUAGUAGAAGCCUUUGUGAAAUCUACGACAGACAUUUGAAAUAUUACAAAGUAAGGGAUUGUUAUAAAUCCAACAUACCUGUUAUUUCUUGGACGAGAACAUCUAAUCUGCAAGAUUGCAUGGAGUUUACUAGGCAGAGAAACGGCCUGGCUUUCAAUUUCAGUCCUGAAGAAGCAUCGAACUAUCGGAAUUUUAGUCAAAAUUGUCAUGUGCUAGGAUGUCCAGAAACAAAGAAUGGUAUAACACUUGUAGCUGAUUUAACAUUCGAUUACUACAGUGCAUAUGGAAAUUUGAGCAUGACAGAGAAUUCAACUUGUAUCAAAUCUAUCGGUCUUUUUGGGUUGAUUGAAGAAAAACAUAAUUAUAACAGAUCCACAGAAAAAUGUCAAAAUAUCGGAGCCCACCUAGCAAAUGUUCUUUCUGAGAUCAGAACUAACCAUUUAUCCCAGUACAUAAAUGACACCCUUCAAGACUGGUAUAAAGUGGCAUAUAUCGGUCUGAACGACAUCAACGAGGAGGGCAAUUUUAGAACUCUAAAUGGCUCGAAGCUUAGUUGUUUCAGAUACAGGGCGUGGGGACCAGGUCAUCCAAGGUCUAAGCACAGAAACGAGGAUUGCGUCGUGUUAGACUCAGAUAGGAUGUGGAGGGUGGUGAAAUGUAGUUCUAAGUUACCGGCUCUGUGCGAAUUUUAUCCUUCGCAACCUUUGGAAAAUGUUGAUUUUGGCAAUAUAAGUUACCAUGGAAAUUCUAGUAAUGGUCAAAAUGGAACUUGCAUAUCAAAACAAAUUACAAAGGAUCUAAAUCUAACAAUAUUUCGUAGGGAAUAUUUGCGGAAUUAGAGGUUGUCAAGAAAAUUUUAACUAUUUUU